AUGGUCGAAACUCCAACACCAACAACAAUCCAAGUUAUUGGAGCUGGCCUACCAAGAACAGGUACAAAUAGUAUGAAAAAAGCAUUAGAAAUUAUUUAUUCAAAACCAUGUUAUCAUAUGUAUGAAGUUAUAUUUAAAAAACAAUCUGAUAUUGCAAAAUGGCAAGAGCUUAUUGAUGAAUCACAUAAGACAACAUUAGAUAAAACAAAAAUUUAUAAUGGUUUAAAUGAAUUAUUAAAUGGUUAUGUAGCUACAACAGAUCUACCAUCAUGUGCUUUCUACAAGGAACUAAUGACUAUGUAUCCUGAUGCCAAGGUUCUAUUAACAAUACGUGAUAAAUAUGAUUGGUUAUAUAGUUUACGUAAAGUAGUCUUACCAAAAUCGACUGAUCCAUGGAAACUUAAAAUUGAAGAAGGUGAUCAAGUAUUAGGAAUUGAUUCAAAUUUUUAUAAAAUGAGUGAAGAUUCAUUAAAAUUUGCAUUUCAAAAAAAUCAUAUUAAUUUAGAUGAUGAUCAAAUUCUACUUGAAUGUUAUGAUGAAUAUAACAGGUUAGUACAAGAAAUUGUACCACCGGAACGUCUUCUAAUUCAUCAUCUUGGUGAUGGUUGGGAAUCAUUAUGUAAAUUUUUAAAUGUUGAUAUACCAAAUGGUAUAUCAUAUCCUUGUGCAAAUUCACAUCAUCAAAUGACACAAUUAACGGAACAAUUAAUUAAACAUAAAUCAUUGGAUGAUAUAAUCCAUAUGUUUCCUGGAUUGAUAUAA
Molecule: messenger RNA, 762 nt
Organism: Schistosoma intercalatum
Lineage: Eukaryota; Metazoa; Platyhelminthes; Trematoda; Strigeidida; Schistosomatidae
Source: the annotation of a GenBank genome assembly